CUAGUUCGCUUGUGUUCCUUUUUUCAUUGGCUAUGUCAAAAGGAAAUCUCUUUAGAAGAGAUUAAUGGUUUAGAGUCAGAGAUUGUAGAGACUUUGUGCCAGUUGGAGAGGAUUUUUCCCCUACCUUUUUUGAUAUAAUGGUUCAUUUGCCUAUUUAUUUAGCUAAUGAAUUAAGGUUAGGUGGUCCCGUCCAGUUUCGAUGGAUGUAUCCGAUUGAGAGAUACAUGUGCACACUAAAAGGGUAUGUACAUAAUAGAAGUCGUCCAGAAGGAUCAAUUGCGGAGGGUUAUUUGGCUGAAGAGUGUUUAACUUUUUGUUCAAGAAAUUUGCAUGAGGGAGUGAAAACAAGAUUCAAUAGAGUAUCUCGGAAUAAUGAUGAAGGCACUUCAACCAAAGAGCCUGAUUCAAACUUGUUCACAAACAAGGAAAGUCCAUUGGGUGGAAAAAAAGGGCAACUAAUUAUUUUGGACGAGAAGUCACUCCUUCAAGCUAAUGCAUAUGUAUUGAACAAUUGCAUUAACGUGGAGCCUUACAUGAGAGAACAUGGUGAGCAACAAAAGCAAGACAAGCAGAAGCAAAAGUGGAACGUUGUUAAAGAUCAGAAUGAAGACUUUAUAGAUUGGUUUACAGGACGUGCCAUGAAGGAUGAUGUUCCUAGUUGGAUACGACAGUUGUCUAAGGGUCCAAAUAAAGUUGCAAAAUCAUUUUCUGCUUAUGUCGUCAAUGGGUACAGAUUUCAUACUAAGCGGCGAGAAGUGAUGCGAAAAAUACAAAACAGUGGUGUCACUGUGGUAGCUGAAACUACAAGCUUUGCAAGUGUUAAGGACAAAAAACCAAUCAAGGCCAAUAUAAGAUAUUAUGGUAGAAUCAUGGAUAUUAUCGAGUUAGACUAUUAUAGCCAAUUUAAAGUUGUGUUAUUCAAGUGUGAGUGGUUUAUUGCUGAGAAAGAUGAUUAUGGUCUGACAUACGUUCAUUUCAACAAAAGAUGUUACCAAGACGAACCAUUUGUGUUGGCAAGCCAAGCACACCAGUGCUUUUAUGUGAAAGAUCCAUAUAUUCCCCAAAAGCAUUAUGUGAUGAAAACGGUUCCAAGAGACUUGUUUAACAUUCGUGUCCAAUUACAAUUUGACCCUAACAUAAGAGAGCCACAUGAAUCGGCGAAUAGUCCGAUACCCUUGAGUGAUAUUGGCGAGGUAGACUUGGUUAGACAGGGUGUGCGACCCACUAUUUUUGAUGUGACACCGAACAAGAUCAAACCUAACCACAAAGAAAUAGAGUAUGAUGAUUUUGACAAUGAAGCUGAAAUUGAGGUAGUACAAAAAUUAAUGAAUAAUGAAGGAAAUCCCAAAAGAAAAAGGUUAAGGACCCUAUCACAAAUAGAGUCACAAAGAAGUCCCUUGAAGAUGAGGAGUCCAAUAAAAAAUUCAGGAAAAAUACAAUUCACAAGUGCUUAUGCAUUGCUAAAACAAUUUCAAAUCAAAAGGGAGCAUAUUUUAGCUGCAUGUGGGGAUAGUAGUAAACAUGAGACAAUGAAAAAAGGCAAGAUGCCGAAAAAGAAGUUGACAAGAUUUGACGUUGAAGGUCAAAGCAAAAUGGCAACCAAGAAGAUAACAAACAUGAAAAACCGUGAGGAUCAAAUCAAGAUGCCAACAAAGAACUGCAAUGAAGAAAAUCAUCUAGUCAAGAUGAAAGCCAAUGAAAUUGAGGGUCAAAGUGGUAAGAAGCCGUCUAGGAAGAAGGUGCCAAUGAAGAAAUCAAAGAUGGAAGAUGAUAAAACCAAGAUGAAUACCAAUGACGCUGAUGGUCAAAGCAAGAAGCCAACCAAUAAGAAGAUGCUGAUGAAGAAAUCGAAUGAAGAAGAUGCCAACGAAGAAGAACAUAAGAUUGAGUCUCUUAUCCCAGCUAUGACUUUGGAUGAAUUCUUCAAAAAAUAUGGGAUAUCGUUGGAUGAAAAUGAUGAAGAAUAUAAAUAUGAUUAUGAUGAUCACAAUCCAAGUGUUGGUGAUAGUAGUGAUAGUCAACUCGGUAAUUCCUUUAUCUUUUUUUUCAAUAGCAAAUAG
This is a messenger RNA of Arachis ipaensis, 2060 nucleotides long. The record is from RefSeq and is a predicted model, not a curated record. Lineage: Eukaryota; Viridiplantae; Streptophyta; Magnoliopsida; Fabales; Fabaceae.